Messenger RNA from Myripristis murdjan (pinecone soldierfish), 640 nucleotides. RefSeq names its product essential MCU regulator, mitochondrial-like. The coding region runs from base 47 to 346 and encodes 99 amino acids. Gene Ontology annotation, cellular component: uniplex complex. Lineage: Eukaryota; Metazoa; Chordata; Actinopteri; Holocentriformes; Holocentridae. The record is from RefSeq and is a predicted model, not a curated record. The transcript is spliced from 3 exons. Gene Ontology annotation, biological process: calcium import into the mitochondrion; mitochondrial calcium ion homeostasis.
AUAGUCACAGCGGACCCACCCCUGCUUCACACAACUGGAAAAAAAAAUGGCGUCGGCGAUACUGCGGCUCUCACGGCAUUUUGCCACCAAAAACACUGGCAUAAUGAGCCGCGGCAGCGGGUCGACAGCCUCAGCCGUGUGCAGGGCAGCUCCUCGGCGGACCGCAGUGUCCACGGCGUCUGGAGCCAUCCUACCCAAACCGGACAAGACUUCCUUCGGUCUUAUCCGCAUGACAAUAGUGGUGGUGCCUUUCCUGUAUGUGGGAACUCUGAUCAGCAAAAACUUUGCUGCUCUCUUGGAGGAACAUGACAUCUUUGUCCCCGAAGAUGAUGACGAUGACGACUGAGCUAACAUCAGUUUUAAAAAAAAAAGAGAGAAAAAAAAGGGUGCUUUGCAAUAAGGACUGAAAGCAUAUCAGCUGGUGUGAGGAAGACGGGAAAAAGCACUGUGACUUCCACAACCAUACCUCAGUCUUCUUCCACCUGUGUCUGCACUCUGUCUUCUCCUUUUCCAGCUUGUUCCCACUAAAGUAUUUAAUAUCAUAUUCAUGUGAGGCUAUCAAGGCUACCAGUCAUGCCUUCACUCGUUUGCAUGUUUGUGUCUUACAACUCAAUAAAUUAAGUCGAUACAGAUGGAGAAA